AUGUUUCAAGCGAGGAAAGACGCCAUAACUGCAGCAUCAAGAGCUAAGAAAUUUGGACUCAUUCUAAGUACAUUAGGAGGGCAACGAAGUCUAAGGGUGCUAGAGGUAUUGCAUACAGCUAAAUGUGAAAAUUUUAUGAGUAAAUAUACUUUUUGAACGGAGUUCUACUUUGUGUGAUUCAAAAUUAAACCUUCAGUUGUGCGUUGAAAGUAAUCGGCUAUCAGUUCGCCAUGUCAUGGGUUGACUGACGUGAACAAUCCAAGCUACCCUCUCAACCAAUCAGGUGCAAGGCAAAUACCAAUCGUGACUCGGUCAAUAAUGUUGCUCUCACUGUACCUUUUAAUUUUAGUUCCCAUCGGGUUUUGAUUAUAUUUUCCAACGUAGUGAUUGGCCAUCUGCUGGUGACUACUAUGUUUUUGGUAUUACGGCACACUAUCGAAAUGCACUUUAAGACAUGACUCAAAAUCUCUGGACAAAAUCAAUUCAUUCUCGCAUCUAAAUAUAAGUUUUUCUGAUGCAAUUAACUUUGGGGAAGGCUGCAAAUUUAAAUUUAAAUUCUCCAGUUUUCUUACGAUGUAAUGUGUGGAAUAUUUUCGUCUAUGCAGAAGAAUCUCUAUUUUUUGGGCAUCCUUAUUUAAACGUUUUCUCUACUUGAGGGACACAAACUUUGAUUAAAACCCUUGUAUUCGAUGCCGUCAUUGAGGGGACACCCCUAGUUCAGGGGUAUUUUGCUCGUGACGGUUAUUAUUCAUGUUAUCAUCUUUUCCCAAGAGUUCAUAAAGCAGAUUUCAUGAAUCCUUUCAUCUUUUAAUUUUAUUGCAGAAGUUAGAAGAACGAUUCAGCAAGGCGGGCCUGGAAUAUGUAAUUGUACUCAUGUACGUCUGAAAUAUUUCCGGGUAAACUUGGAUUGUUCGAGGACGUGGAAGCGUAAGUUGCUUUUCUUUUUUAAGAUGUGAAAACUGCUUUCCGUCGAUAAGAUAAGAUAAGAUAAGAUAAGAACCGUCUUCACAUAAAUUCUGUUUUGUCAAUUGUCCUCAACAAAAAUCGCAUAAUCAGGGCGUGAAAUUGCGCCCAAUACAGGCGCCAAUGCGACUAAAUUUUUUCACUUUUGUGACCAAAUCCUGAUCUGUGAUCUUUGAUUAAAAUCCUAAGAGGGCACAAAAGACUAGAAAUAGAACGGCACUAGAUACUAACGAAACAAUGGAUGAAAACACUAGCAUACUAAGCUACAGGAGAGACUAACGUAACAAUCGAAUAUAAGGCGGUCCUAAGACUGCGCGAGACAGUUACGAGAUAGGUAAUGCGCGGAGAUGCUGUCGUAACAAUGUAAUCAAAGAACAUCCUAAAACUGCCUGAGAUACCGAAGUAACAAUCAACUGAAAGAGAAACUUAAAGAGAAAACAGAGAUAGAAGCUAAAAAAUUAGCUACUAACAUAACAAUCCAAUCUAAGAAAAUCCUAAAAAUGCGCGAGACACUAACGUAACUUUCCAAAGAAGGAAUAUCCCGAAAGUGGGCAAAACACGAACCAAACAAUCAAAAGUGCAAAAGGGCACGAAGCAGUAGUGAAUGAAAGGGAAUCCUUAAACGGCACAAGAUACAAAUGCAACAAUCAAAUGAUAAAGAAUCUUUAAAGAGUGCGAGAUACUAACAUAACAAUCCGAUGAAAGAAAAUCCUAAAAGUGUGCAAGAUAUUAACGUUAAAAUUAAAUGAAAGAAAAUCCUAAAAGUGCACGAGGUGCUGUGACAAAAUCCAAUAAAAGAGAAUUCUUAAGGUGAGCGAGAUACUAACGUAACAGUCCAAUGAAGGAUAAUUCUUAAAGUGCGCGAGGUACUAACGUAAUAAUCUACAAAAUGGAAUUCUAAAAGCGCGCGAAGUACUCACGUAAUAAUCUACAAAAUGGAAUUCUAAAAGCGUGCGAGGUACUAACGUAACAAUCUAACGAAUGAGAAUUCUUAAAGUGCGCGAGGUACUCACGUAAUAAUCUACAAAAUGGAAUUCUAAAAGCGUGCGAGGUACUAACGUAAUAAUUUACAAAAUGGAAUUCUAAAAGCGUGCGAGGUACUAACGUAACAAUCUAACGAAUUAGAAUUCUUUAAGUGCGCGAGGUACUAACGUAAUAAUCUACAAAAUGGAAUUCUAAAAGCGCGCGAGGUACUAACGUAAUAAUCUACAAAAUGGAAUUCUAAAAGCGCGUAUGGUACCAACGUAACAAUCCGAAAAAAAGAGAAUCCUAAAAGUGUCCAGGAUACCUGGGUAGUAAUCGAUUGAAAGAAAAGCUUUUAGUCUGCGAGAUACCAACCAACACAAUUGAAAGAAAGAGAAAUUAUAAGAUAGCGCGCGUGCAUGCACUCUACAAUUCCUGUUAAGCCGCUAUGAACAAAAUCUUUAUUUACGCACGCCCGUGCGUAAAUAAGAUGACGUGAUCAAUUUUUUUCUACCUGGCUUUCCGUCCUGUUAAACUGCAGUGCAGUUUUCCUUCUCUUUGAAAUAUGGAAGAAACCAGCGAAGAAACCAGCGAAGAACUUCCCAAUAAAAGGCUUCUUCGCGCAGAUCCUUGUUGUCGCUCUGUUAUAAAAGAAUUUGCUCAUGCUUUAAGCUGGGCGUAUAUCGAGUUAUGGAUGCACUUGGGAAGUUUGAAGGGCACUCAAAAAAGAGCACUCUAGCACUCAAAAAGCCAGAGUUGCUCUCGGCUGCGCCUCGAGCUACCCUUCCGCAUUUUUCUUGCUCUCCAAACUUCCCGCGUGCAUCCAUAACUCGAUAUACGCACGUUAAGCAUCAACAAUUUCUUAACUUAAAUGGCCCGUGAUAAAAAUAUAGCAAUCGAUAAUAAGAGCAGCCUAAAAGUGUGAAAGAUGCUAAAGUAGCAAUCCAAUCGAAGACAAUGCUGAAAAUGCGCAUGACAAUAUCGUAGCUCUUGAAUGAAAGAGAAUCCUGAAAGUGGGCAAGACACUAACCUUAGUUAGUUGAUCAGAUAGCCGAAUGAAAAAGAAAAACCAGAAGAUAGGUCUCGGUCUCUCUUGCUUAAGCGAGUGUUCUAAAGCCAGCCCUCAAAAGUUGGUCGUGUUACAUUGCAUCUCCUUGCGGGCAUCGGCAUGUCGCAGUACUAUAAGUGGUUCUAUAAGAAGCGUGACUUUUCCAUGUUUUCUUUGUUUUUCCCUCUCAUGGAACUCGCUGUACUCGCUGUAAAUUUUGUUGAACUUUCACCUUCACAUAAGAGUGAAAUAUUAGGGUUAGGAAAUUUCGAAAAACGUUUCCAGUUUGAGUAAAAUUAAAGUUUAGUCAGAAGUGCUUUUAAGGAUUGAAGUUAGAAAUAUGAAAAGAGAGAGAUUCAAUCGACUUUUUGGUACGGGAUGUGACUUUUUCUCUCCUUUGUUGUCUCUCAAAGGAACUCUUCGUGCUGCCAAAGAAGGUUUUUAGAGUUUCACGCUUUACAAACAAGAACUACACUCUCUUCCGAAACUUACCAAAACGUGGCCAAAAAAUUUAAGCUGCUAGGAUAUCCACGCCUCAAAACAAUGGUGAAAUAUUCAUGUGCACGCACAAAAAAAAGUCAACAUCAAUGACUUUUGUUUCAGAAACUCAAUAUGCGAGUUUUACUUUUUUUUCAGCCACUUUCUCCAACGGAGGCGAUGCAACUAUGUCAUCUGAAUAUAAAAGCGAACGAGUGUAACAAUCGAAAACCGAGCUUUACCCAAUUUUGACCCCAUAUUACUAAUUGUUUGUUUCCGAGUAUCUUUGAAGAUCGACACACUUAAGAAAGAUGAGUGUCAGUCUUUUUCUGUGCCAAAAACAGAACCCUCAGAUAUGAUUUUCUUAGCGGUUGCUGUGACGCUACCUUCAAAAUUACUUCAUCAUGGUCUCUCGCCUGCGGUUGAUAAAAAGAAAAUGAAACAAACUUUAACUUUUCCUUGUAGAGGAAACGAAUGUUAUCGGUGAAUCUUAGAAACUUGGGGAAAAAUAACUCUUACCUUUAAUUUGAAGAGAGAAUUUUAUGGAUGAAAUUAGCGAUGAGUUUUUAACAACCUGUCGUGAUACUACAGACAUGAAAGGAGACAAUACAUAAUUCACCAAAGCCUUUCGCUCCAUAAAAAAAAACUUUUUGUAACAGAAAAAUGUAGGGUGGAGUCGAAGCACCACAGAAACUUAGAAGAAAAAUCUUGCCUUUGAAGAGAGUAUUUAAAUAUUUGAGUGCUAAUAUGCGUUUGAGUUUGAAGCACUCCCUGUAAAAGUUUGCAAUAUAAUAUACUUGAGUAAGCACUUAAAAAAUAAUACGUCACUGACAAUACACGCUUCGUUCGUUCACUGGUUAUACGAAAGGGAAAACUUUCUUCAGCCAUUACUUUGCAAGAUGGAAAUCAAAUAUCAAAUAUUAAUUUAACAUAUGACCCUUGUGGACUCACGCGCGCUUUUAUUGAAAAAGAGAAUGGUGUUUAAAUUACGACUACGGAUAACAAAGCUGCGUGAUAAUCUUCAGAACAAGUAAAAAAGGACAAGAAAAGUUGCUAGAUUAACGCGUUUAAAAGCCUUUAAAAAAAUGGCACCGAUAACCUUUAAAAGUCCAAAUUUGUGGGUGGAAAGCUAACUUCCACAAGUCUUUGAUGUAUUCCUUUCGAUAUGGCAAUCGCUGUAUGUGAUGGUCGCCCUCACUGUCAGUCUCUGGAAUAUCAUCAAGGACAGGAAGGGAAGAGCCAAAACUUUCCAAACGAAUUUAAGCAGAAUGGAGCCCAACUUCUUGAAUGUUUGUCCCGUCACUAAAAGAUUAUUAACUUCAUGCAAAUGGCUGUCAAAAGAUGCAGUUGAUUGUUAUUUCAAAUGCAAAUCGCGCUAAUAAAUGUUUUGUCUACAAAUAUGAUUGCCCUGUAUUUCGAAGUACAGUUUGAUUGUCUUUUAUCUGAUGAAAAUAUAAUUUCAACUAAUAAAUACUGAGAGGGUACUGUUUGUUUUGAAACAAUGUUGAAUGUCGUUUAAAUUGCCAAUAUCGUUCUGCUAUUUCUAUCGCGCGUUUUUUUUCCGUCUAAAUGAAAGUUAUGCGAAAGAAUAGCAAAAGAUGUAUUAUUAACAUUUCCUUAAUUCUUAUCGGGCCAUAACUGACUGAUAUACAGCUGCUCAGUGAUUGAAAAUAUCCGCCCAUAAGAUCGUUAUUUAAAUACAACCUCAAGUAUGUUUAUAGAUGUCCAAAUGGAUAACAGACCUAGAUUUGUGAGAGACUUCAAGCUUCUAUUACAGAAAUAAUAAAGAAAUCCAACUCAAAACACUAUUUUUUUAUUCAACUUAAGCGGGCUAAAGUACCUACAAUCGAUCUUGUAGCAAUCUAUUGCGCAACCAUCAGGUCCUGCCUAGACUACGCCUGCCCAGUGUUCCACCAUGCACUUCCGAAAUAUCUACAAGUCGAUCUGGAGAGAGUGCAGAAAAGAGCCCUCGCAUGCAUCUUCCCUGGAGCAUCAUACAAAGAAGCCCUCGAUCAAGCAAACAUCCCAAGCUUGAGAACCCAUCAAGAACAGUUGACAUCGACACUUUUCCGAUCAGUUUUAGAAAACAAAAACAACAAAAUUCAUUCUUUAAUCCCAAAAAGUUAUCAGGCUAAUUACAAUUUUAGGAAACAGAGGAGUUUCAAUCUUAAUCGUUGUAAGACCG
This is a messenger RNA of Pocillopora meandrina, 5636 nucleotides long. The record is from the annotation of a GenBank genome assembly. Lineage: Eukaryota; Metazoa; Cnidaria; Anthozoa; Scleractinia; Pocilloporidae.